CAACACUUAUCCAAAUUUGGCCCUCCUCCCCUUCUCUCUCUCCCUUGUUUUCCUCCCUUCCUUUUUCUUUUUCUUUUUUUUUUUCUUCUUUCUGCCAUUUCCGAGGAAAUUACUACUCAAUCCCGAAUAUUCGCAUAGGAAAAAAGAAAUCGCAAAUUCCUUUGGAGAAUAGAAGCAAAAAAGAAAAAAAAAAUGCCCUUUGCAAAUUUCUCCCAUUUUUUAUUACCUAAAUCUUGACGUCCAAUGGCACUUCUCGUAUCGCCGGAAGUGGCCUCUAUCUGCGGCCGGCGUUGUGAAACUCCGGCCAGGGUUCUCUCUUACACCAACCGGAAAAAUGUGGUUGCGGUUUCUAAUGGUGGAAAGAGAGCCGUUAGGGUUAGGGUUUCUUUGGAGGAGGCUAAUGUUUUGAAUUUGGGGAGAAAUGUGGGUUUGUUAUGCGGUAUCGGCCAUUUCUCUGCUCCGGUGAAGCAGGCAGUCACUGUGCCGUCUCCGAAGCCGAGCAAGGAGGAGGAGGAGAAGCGAAAUUAUUAUCUGAAUACGGGUUAUGCUAUUCGGACCCUCCGGGAGGAGUUCCCUGCCCUGUUUUAUAAGGAACUCACUUUUGAUAUUUACAGGGAUGAUAUAGUGUUUAAGGAUCCCCUCAACACAUUUGCUGGGAUUGAAAACUAUAAAUCAAUAUUCUGGGGUUUAAGGUUCCAUGGCAGAAUAUUUUUCAGAGCCUUGUGGAUUGACAUUAUCAGUGUAUGGCAGCCUGUGGAUAACAUGAUAAUGGUCCGUUGGACUGUUCAUGGCAUUCCUCGAGUUCCAUGGGAGAGCCAUGGUCGAUUUGAUGGUACAUCUGAGUACAAACUCGACAAAAAUGGGAAGAUAUACGAGCACCAUGUGCACAACAUUGCUUUGCACACACCCCCGAAGUUCCGUGUGCUUGCUGUUGAGGAAAUGAUUCUGUCUGUUGGCUGUCCCUCGACUCCAAAGCCAACUUGUUUUGAGAGCUCAUCUUCUUCCAUCGGAAAUAUUGUAGAACCAGUGAAAUUCAAAGGAGUCGAGCAUUAUGUAUCUUCCAUCUUAACUGGUGUUCAUGGAUCUGAUUCAGAAUGGUUGAGGAAAUCUUAAAUAUGGAUGUAGUCCUAGAAUUUUGAUCAAUUUUGUCCGCCUACUCUCUGAUGUCUUAUAUCAGUUUAUCUGCUGUGAGUGGAAAAAUUCAGUUUAGCCAUGAGACGGCCAGGGAGUUGAACUCAUUAUUGGAAACUCAGAUUAUACCUCAUGAUGUCUGAUCAAACGCUUCUGUGAGCUGCAGCUGCAUAGCCUUUGUAAUAUUAUAUUACUUGAGUUGGAGUGGAUUCCUGCGGAUGUAGCCUCUGGCGCGUAUUGUGUGACUGUAAAUCUCGUGUAUAUAGUACAAGAGUGUACUACUUUAGCUGUCUGUUUGUACUAGUUAGUUGUAGAAACAUAUAAUGUAAAGUUGGUGUAUGACUUUUAAACUGGUAUACCUUGAUGCUUCCCUCUGAGUAUUGAUCAACAAGGUCAAUCCGACCUAUUACUAAAAGGCUAAUAGCCUUUGGUUGAUUCCUAUUCUGUUAUGUAUGGUGUUUGUGUUUUAGUUGA
Molecule: messenger RNA, 1605 nt
Organism: Coffea eugenioides
Lineage: Eukaryota; Viridiplantae; Streptophyta; Magnoliopsida; Gentianales; Rubiaceae
Exons: 2
Coding region: 244-1113 (289 amino acids)
Source: RefSeq, a predicted model, not a curated record